Molecule: messenger RNA, 927 nt
Organism: Peronospora farinosa
Lineage: Eukaryota; Oomycota; Peronosporomycetes; Peronosporales; Peronosporaceae
Source: the annotation of a GenBank genome assembly
AUGCGGAGAUUCGAGCUAACACAGCUUUGUACAUUGUCUCCUCCUACGAAAGCAUUGGUCGUGGCUGUUUAUCAGCGUUUAAGUAUGGACAUUCCCAUGAAUAAUUCCACAGACCUCAGGAGCCCUCUAAACAGCAGCAGUGAACCGUCUCCAUUGGCAUUUGAUAUUAAACUCAAGUGUCGUAUAGAGACGAAAGGGACACAGUCUCACCCGUCGUCACCAUCUCCAAUAGUGGGAUCAAAAGAAGAGUCUGUUCCUGAACAGGAGGAGGAAGAACAACAACAAAAGGAACACGAAAGUCAAGGAAAUCAGGAACAUGAUGAGCUGGAAGAACUGGAACAGAUGUUGUUGGGAAAAUCCACGGGCUCGGUCGCUAUUCUGACACGUCAGCACGAAGCAUUGGACCAUCGACGACAUACAUUUAGUACCAUGUCGGCCGACAGUCGUGCCAAUAUGAGACGACGGAGUUAUGACCUUACAACAAUGCACUCUGGCAGUACAUUUCCGCCGCCACUGCAGCCGUUUUCCCACUCCUUCAAGACACACCAUCAUUUGCAACAUUUGCGAGUGUAUGGCAAGAUCUCCGACUUAGUGAAACCUAUUGGUGCAUGCCAUGAAGAAGGUGCGUCAAUGGUGGCUUUUAUCUCGCCUAGUAUGGACACUGUCUGGACACGAGGUAAAUCUGUGGAUAUCGUGUGGAAAGUACUCGACACGAAGGUAUCGAAGCUACGUAUUGAACUAUUGGAAGAUGGAUUGAGUGCGACGACACUUAUUGCUGCAGAGGCUCCAAAUACGGGCUUUUUUACAUAUCCUAAAGUACCGUGGGGCAUGGAAUCGGGUUCUAAAUAUUUUUUGCGAGUCUCAGCAGCCGAUGAUUCGGAACGAUAUUGCACAAGCUGUUUCUUUCCAAUUAGCUCAGCUCCAUAA